AUAUUUUGUUUUAUCACAAAUUUUUUCUACCGAUUUUUAUGAAUGGAAAUUUAAUAGAUGUUAAACAAUGUACAAGUUAUAAUAAAUACGAGACUUGCGCAUUUUUUACUCUAUGAGUGUACACAAAGUGAAUAUCUGUUAAAUUUUAGAAUUAGUCCUUAAAUUAGUCCCGAUCCCGAGAAUGGUCUUAAUCAAAAAGCAACGAGCCUUUCUUAAUAUUUUCAAAUGAAUUCACGCUCUAUAUUUAUUUCUACUCUACGGUAUGUAUUUUACAUGCCAUAUUGCUAUUCGCCAUUGUGAUGUUUGUCUGUUUACGUUUUUGGGAAGAAAGAAGUACGGGUGGCGAUGCCUGUUUGAGUGAUUUGUGAGCAUGUAACAUAUUCUGCAGCAUUCUAUCAUGUUUUCUUGGCUGAAAGAUAAGACUCAGAAUGUGGACAUCACAGUUGCAACAACAGCAACAGCAACAGCAGCAACAGCAACAACAGCAGCAGCAACAGUUGCAACUGCAGCAGCAGAACAACUCCAAGACACUAGGAAUGACAUCAGCUAUAAGCCUGGCAGGACCAAAGUCUAUUGAUCAUCAGCUGACAUGCGAACUGCAAGAGGUUCUUAAGCCCUAUAACGUGUUUGAGGCCGACGAAGAAAUGAAUCACCGGAUGGAAAUUUUAAGUAAGUUAAAUGCUCUGGUGAAGGAGUGGAUCUGCGACGCGUCCCUGAACCGCAACAUGCCCCUGAACGUGGCGGAGCAGGUGGGCGGCAAGAUCUACACGUUCGGCUCGUACCGGCUGGGCGUGCACCACAAGGGAGGCGACAUUGACGUGCUGUGCGUGGCGCCGCGCCACAUCGACCGCGCCGACUACUUCACGUCCUGCUUCCAGCUGCUCAAGCAGCGGCCCGAGGUGACGGACCUGCGGGCCGUUGAAGAUGCGUACGUGCCGGUCAUAAAGAUGAAGUUUGAUGGCAUUGAGAUCGACAUGCUGUUUGCGAGACUGGCGCUCAAGGAGAUCCCCGACGCGAUGGACUUGCGAGACGACUGUCUGCUGAGGAACCUGGACCAGAAGUGCGUGAGGAGUCUGAACGGAUGUCGCGUGACCGACGAGAUCCUCCGCCUCGUUCCGAACAUCGAAGUCUUCCGUCUCGCUCUCAGGACCAUCAAGCUCUGGGCUAAAAGACACGGCAUCUACAGCAACGCGCUGGGCUACCUGGGAGGCGUGUCGUGGGCCAUGCUAGUAGCCAGGACCUGCCAGCUCUACCCUAACGCUGUGGCGGCCACGCUCGUGAACAAGUUCUUCCUGGUGUGGUCUCAGUGGAAGUGGCCGCAGCCCGUCCUGCUCAAGCAGCCCGAGAACCCGAGUCUAGGCUUCCCGGUCUGGGAUCCACGGGUGAACGUGGCUGACCGGUAUCAUCUCAUGCCGAUCAUCACCCCGGCCUACCCGCAGCAGAACUCCACCUUCAACGUCACGCAGUCCACCCUCACCAUCAUGCAAGAGGAGUUCAAGCAGGGACUGGCCAUCACGCACGAGAUCAUGGAGGGCAAGGCCACGUGGGACAAGCUGUUCGAGCCUCCCAACUUCUUCGGCAAAUAUAGGCACUUCAUCGUGAUAGUGGCCACGUCUGCCACCAGCGAGGACCACCUGGAGUGGUGCGGCCUGCUGGAGUCGAAGCUGCGCCACCUCAUCGGCAGUCUGGAGCGCAACACGCACAUCACGCUGGCCCACAUCAACCCGGACAGCUUCCCCCCGCUGGAGACGCCCCCGGACCACGUGUGCUCCAUGUGGUUCAUCGGCCUGGUGUUCGCCAAGACGGAGCACCUCAACGUCGACCUCACCUACGAGAUCAAGGUGUUCAUCGAGUCAGUUCAUAAGCUUGCAGAACAAAUAAAAAUGUUGAAAGAAGGCAUGAAGGUUGAAGCUCGCUAUGUCAGAAGGAAACAGCUGGUCAGUUAUGUUUCACAAAGUAUUUUGAAGAGAGACCGGAAGAUGAGCAGCACGCCUCUCAGCAGCCCGGCCGAGGUCAAGAACGGCACGAGCACCAGUGGGGACCCGGCGGUCAACCGGUCGACCAGGAAGCGCGCCUCCGACUCCUCUUCUGAUUCGUACAACAAAAAAGCAAAGGUGGAGGACUCCCCGCACUGCUCCAUCGUGGUGAGCUGCGGAGACGACUCCAACUCCACGGAGGACACGGGCGCGCCGCUCGCGGAGCCUGCGGCCGACUGCCCCGUCUCCGACAACCCCCCCGAGAAGGACGGGUCUGUGUCCGGCCCCAACACACAUGAGGACUCAACAACCAUCAUUUGUACAUGACCCUCUGCUCGUCCUAGCCAGUGACGUUGCUUCGGUGAAUUGUCGGCCGUUGCAGAUGACUCGUCGCAGUGGCGGUAGCUACAGCCGUGUUUGUGGAGACGGUAGCUCUAUGUUUGUCGGUAAGCCGUGCACAAACACAGCACGCCGUGUCUGGAACAUUGCAGCAGCGCGCGCACGGGCAAGCCGACGGCAGAAGGUGGUGUUUGCUCGCAUCUGUCCGUGUGGGGCACUGUAACAAGUUUGUGCAACAAACAUAUACUCUUAUAGUGGUAGCAUUAUUGCUGUUUUUUUUUUUUUUUUCAAUUAUUUAAAAUACAUUUUAUAUCUGGUAUAGAUGUGCACUAUUAUAGAAUUCAUAUUAAUUUGUACAUGUAAAUAUUGAAUGAGAAGUCCAUACUUUGAGGGUAAAUUCAGUUUUGAUUGCUGUAAAUGUAUGUUUGUAAAAGUAUGAUAUGUUAAUAAAGUUUUAUUUCCUCAGGUAAA
Molecule: messenger RNA, 2786 nt
Organism: Bacillus rossius redtenbacheri
Lineage: Eukaryota; Metazoa; Arthropoda; Insecta; Phasmatodea; Bacillidae
Gene: hrg
Product: poly(A) polymerase type 3
Exons: 15
Coding region: 429-2303 (624 amino acids)
Cellular component (GO): nucleus
Molecular function (GO): RNA binding; poly(A) RNA polymerase activity
Source: RefSeq, a predicted model, not a curated record